This is a messenger RNA of Letharia lupina, 282 nucleotides long. RefSeq lists its product as uncharacterized. Lineage: Eukaryota; Fungi; Ascomycota; Lecanoromycetes; Lecanorales; Parmeliaceae. The coding region runs from base 1 to 282 and encodes 93 amino acids. The record is from RefSeq and is a predicted model, not a curated record. The transcript has 2 exons.
AUGGAGGACUAUGGCAAGCAGACUGGGCAAGGAGAAGAACUCGGAGAAUCUUGCUGGCACGCAGGCAAGAUAUGGCCAAUAUCUCCAGGAUCUCUGAAGGAUAAUGCAGACCAGCAUGCGAUCCGGCAAAAAAAAAAUCAUCCGAUGUUUUCGACUGCUACCGCUACACCUCGGCAAAUCGUCUCCGGUCGAGGCCUACACGGACUAUGGAUGUUUGGAGACACAGGGCAAGCAAUGGGCGUGCAUCUCCGGUCUACCAGCCAUGGGGGCCAUGGCUAUUGA